CAGAGAAUUCUUGAAUUCAGUUCGUCAAAGCAUGUCGCGGCCUUCGCAUGAGUCCGUGAUACCCGAGACGGCGCAAUUGUGGUGUCCAUUGUGUUCUGCGCGUGCUCUUGAUUCAUGCGAUGCUGACCAUCGUUGUGGCGCGGCCUCUCGGUGGCUUUGCCGGCUCUUUUGAGAUCGAGAUCGAGACCGCACUGAAACGCGGCUCCCGUACGGAAUGGCGCAGUCGGGAAGGAGAGAAGCUCGACGCGACGUGGACUGGGCGUGGGAUGGGCGGUCAGCCAGCGUCCGCAUCAAUGGUCCCCGCAAUUAUCAGUUUGAAUAUCAAUUUCGUGCGUCCCUCGUGCGCAUGACUUGCGCUAAGAGUUGAUGGCAGCCUCUCGUCGUCCAGCUCGUCGCGGUCGAUUCGAGAUCCGAGUGUUCGCAGGGACCUUGUUUGCAGGGACCUUAUCCUUGGUCAGAGCGGCGUCUCCAGAUGGAAUUUGGCUUGAGUACACCUUCGCGAUACUUCCUCGACCUGAUACGGAGGUUCGUCGGUGGUGUUCCUGUUAUGAGCUUUAAUCGACGCAGAUGGAGUCUGGCCCGCGCCCAUUCGUGCCCAUGUUUCCACGGCGGCCUCGCAGUCGCCGGUCUCGAGGCUUUUCAUGCUGGUGUUCU
Zymoseptoria tritici IPO323 is the source of this 654-nucleotide messenger RNA. RefSeq lists its product as uncharacterized. Lineage: Eukaryota; Fungi; Ascomycota; Dothideomycetes; Mycosphaerellales; Mycosphaerellaceae. The coding region runs from base 120 to 350 and encodes 76 amino acids. The transcript has a single exon. The record is from RefSeq and is a predicted model, not a curated record.